Mycena citricolor is the source of this 5742-nucleotide messenger RNA. Lineage: Eukaryota; Fungi; Basidiomycota; Agaricomycetes; Agaricales; Mycenaceae. The record is from the annotation of a GenBank genome assembly.
UCCAUUUGAUAUUGAUGCCUGCAUCGAGCAGCUUCUGCGCAAACAGCUCCUGCACGAGAUCGUCCUCCGCGAAAUAUGCGCCAAGGCGAAGGAGGUGCUCAUGCGCGAAUCCAACGUCGUGCACGUCAAAUCACCUGUGACUGUCGUCGGCGACAUACACGGACAGUUUUACGAUUUGGUCGAGAUUUUCCGCAUCGGCGGCUUUGCGCCCCACACCAACUAUUUGUUUCUUGGGGAUUAUGUCGACAGAGGCUUGUUCAGUGUAGAGACCAUGUCGCUGCUGAUGUGUCUGAAACUCAGAUACCCAGAGCGCGUGCAGCUGCUCCGUGGGAAUCAUGAAUCCAGAGCCGUCACUCAGGUAGUGAUGCUUCUACACAGAAUGCACGAGAAAAUAUGGCUCGCCCCAUGUUUGGACAUAUUUUACCGACAUGUUCGACUUCCUGACCCUGUCUGCCGUGAUAGACGACCGAAUAUUUUGCGUGCACGGAGGAUUAUCGCCCUCCAUCCAUUCGAUAGACCAGAUCAAAGUCAUGGACAGAUUUCGAGAGGUUCCCCAUGACGGCCCGAUGGCAGAUCUCGUUUGGUCGGAUCCCGAUGCAGAAAAAGAAGAUUUCGCGAUUUCACCUCGAGGCGCGGGAUAUACGUUUGGCUCGGGAGUAGUGCAUAAAUUCCUAGAAAUGAACGGGAUGGUGCACAUUCUCCGCGCACAUCAGCUCUGCAUGGAGGGUUAUUCGACACUUUUUGACGGCCAUCUUUCCACGGUCUGGAGUGCGCCUAAUUAUGUUUAUCGCUGCGGCAACUCUGGGAGUAUUCUCGAAGUCGGUCCCGGGCUGAGCAUGCACUUCAACGUCUUCGAAGCUGCGCCUGAAAACGAGAGAGACGGACCUGCGCAACAAUCGGCGCAGGGCCAGCAGCUGCCCGAGUACUUUCUGUAGAUGUAAAUGGAACUCACCAGGACUGAGAUAUAUAUAAAGCUCGGGUAUUUUGUUCCACCUGUACUCUACCAUCACAAAUAUACAUAAUGGGUUCAGCUUGUUCCCAACAGCUCCCGGACACGUUCCCAAAGAAAAAACACCGCCCGUCUUCUCCUGGCAAAAAUCAAGGCCAAAGCGGCGACGCACACUGAGCCAAUCGCAUGACGGCCCCAGCGUGUCCAAGCCAAAAGCAGGAGGGUGCGGAUGAGAUCUCGUUUCCGCUGACGCCCAUAGCUCAGAGACGGCGUCCUCGACGUCCCGGAAGAAGAAACAGGAUAUCCGAAAAACGGAUUUAGAAGAGAUGUCGGAUGGAUACUCGUCGUGACCGAGGGUGCGUUCUUUGCGAUCGAGGGUCCUGGCAAGGGAGACGGGGUCGGACUCUGGGGCGGCGGCUGGUGGCGGCUGCCAUGGACCGGCGGGUCCUGCCGCAGAGGAUUCGGUAACUCUGUCAAAGAAGCAAGACUUCCGCCAUAAUCUGUCAAGGUUCAUAUUAGCUUUUGAUGCCGAGUGUGUGUAGCGGGCUCCCAGCAGUCAGACUCAGGACCUUGUGGCAGCAUCGAGGGAGAAAAAUAACGGAGCAGCUCUUCGCUCGUCGGGAAGAAAACCCGUGACAAGGCGCGUUCCGGCAGCACGCGCUUGGCGAUGCUCCAGAUCCCCGCAUGGGUCCACGAGUAAUUGAUCAUGAACACUGGAUGACAUCAGCGCCGUCCGCCGUGCUCACAUAAUAGCGCAUAACUACCCGCCGCGAGCAGACCCGGAAAGCGUGGGUUGGCCUCUCGAAGCGCCCAGGUGACCAGAUCGAUGUUCUGGCGGACGGCGAUCAAUUUUGGGUUUUAAUGGGACAGCCGAUUUCCCGGUUUCGCGUACCAAGCUUUGCGUCGAGAGAUUCUUCAGGUCUAGAAGGACCACAUAUUGUAGUAUGGGAUGCGGAGAUUGGGGGGAGCUGUCGUUCAGGCUCCGCAGAUGUAGCCGAAGACACUCCAGCGCUCGAAGCAGGCGAGGCUUGUGGUCGUCGGAACUGUCAUUGAACGAGACGACCUUGAGGACGAGGAUAGGCCGGCCGAAAGGAUCUGUGGCGGAAGAAGGGAGACAUUGUAUCAGAGGUAUCUGCACCGGGCAUGCUGGCGGCCAGAGGUGGACGGAUCUCCAGAUCAGGAUCUUCCGGACAGCUUCUAUCGUGAACGACCGAGUGAAUUUAUUUCGCUAGAGAUAUGAGAUAUCAAUGCAGGAACAAGAGGAGAGAGAGAGAGCCUAUAGCACCGCACCCGGAGGAUUCGAAACAUCGAGUCUUCCAUGAAGAUCAACAUCAAUUUAUGAAAUUCAACCGGGCACACACAUUGGUCUUCCAGCCAAUCUCUCGCCCAGACUUCCCACUGCUGUGCAUUAUCCACUCUUAUUUCCUCCACCACUCCCGGUAGGAUAUCGCGAAUUAACGUUCCUUGUAACGCAAGCACAUCUUCUAGAUUUUCGGUGUAUUCCGUGUGCAGCUCCUUGAACUUUGCGCGAUUAGCAUCCAGCAGAAGCAUUCUUCCCCCGCCAGCCACGGGAACAGCGCGCGCCGGGACCCUGCGCGAGUUUCAAGUCUGUGCAGGGAGAUGUAGAAGAGACGUGUGAAGCCUGUUCCACGUGUUCUCGGCUUCCUCCUUGCCGGGAAGCCCUGUCAUUUCUAGGCUCUGCCUUCCAUCUCAGCCGCCCUCGAAUGCCCCUCAGCCAACGGACGGCUCAAGCUCAACGCCGCGAAAUUGCCUCGCUGCCCUGUUCCUCAGGUCACACGCUCCCCGAAGUCCUGCGACGCAGAUCUGAGCGCCAAUGUGCCGGCCUCGUCGUUGCUCUUGCUCCGCGUCUCUCUAAAGCCCCUGGAUCUCUGCCUUUCGUUGAGUCUUGUUCGCUAGUGGCUCUCGGGAACGAAGCAGUAGAGAUCUAUGCUUUGGGCCCGGGGUUUUGCGGGAUGAGCAGCUGGAAUCGCCUAUGCUCCGAGUCGGACCGGAACACCGCAGGCUCUUGGUCAUGGACCGUGAUACUGCUACUUAUUACACAUGAAUAUCGUAGAUCUCCCUCCCUCCUCAGCCCCUCAUGUCAAAUCGAUAAUCUGCGGUGUAUCGCUCCCGGUGGUGAGAUCUAUGACCUCCCCUGACUUGAAGCGAGGGUGCUCCGUCUUGACGCGUUUCGGAGGCUGCCGGGGCCGUUUAGUUGGGAUGCCUUGAUUCAGACGUCUACUUGCCUUUCUUUCGGUCUUAGCAAGACUGGGAGAUUGCGCUUUGCGCUUUGCGGAGGCGGUCUUCGAAGUCGCCUGCGCAAUCUCAUUCGCUUGGAGAAGGUCUGGGUCCUCGAGGAUUCAGCGGCGUCCGAGCAGUACGGCGGUUUCACACACCGAGCGAGCGAUAUUUGAAUGUGAAGGUAGCACGCGGACUGUCUUCCAGGUACUCGAAUACGGCCGCCGCCCUUGGGGUGGUCACGACCGCUUUCCCGAACCUGAAGCGAGCUCUCAGAAUGGGCAAGCAUCUCACGGCCAACUUGCUUCGUUUGGUGCGCGAUGCCUUUCUUUGACCGCUCGUGGACUUUGGAUUCCUGCACUGGGGCGACGUCACUGUAGGGCUUGGUCCCCAUCAUUUUGACGGUCCACAUCUCCACUUUGAUCAGCCCGAUGUCUCUAUGCGCGAUAGACGAGUCCAGGAAUGCAUCAUCGUCUGCAAAGUACUGUGACUUUUGUGCACUGCAGGCGAGAGCGAUCCGCACCUGUGAUAUUGAGAUUCGAGAACACAAAUGGUGUGACUGUCGACCCUGAGGUUCGUCGGCCUGGGAUACCGCCCGUGCAGUUUGGACCUUGCAGUAUUUCCCCUGCACACUCUAUCCCGUCCACCCACACUCGCGUGCACGUGCCGCCAGACGCGCCGUUGUGCCUCCAAUGGAUCGAAAACCCCUCCAGACGGAAGCGUCGCAUUCAGCCCCGCUAUACUGGAUGGAAACCGGAAAGGACGGACUUUGUUUGCUUCAGAUGCGAUCCAGCAGGUCUGUCCGGAAGGAUGAUAGGUAUCCUCUGUAUUGUAUUUUUCUGCCUCUUCGCCCGCUAUGGACACCCACGCUUGAAAGCCGUUUGCACUGAGACGCAUCGCGAGGAGUGGAUAUGAUUAGAGAGAGCGCGUCUGAUGUAAUCAGAACAUAGCCACUGACCAUCCAUCGUCUUUUUUGUGAGCUGCUACUCUGCGACUAUGAGCGACGUUGCCGACCUCGUGAAGUGGUUCAAAACGAGCGGAGGCAGUCUUGACGAAGAAUUUGUCGGCUUCACCGUGUUCCCUGGCUGCGGGCGCGGUGCAGUCGCGCUGAAAGACGUUCCUGAGGGCCACGUUCUCUUCAGAAUACCCAGGAGCAUCCUCCUCUCGCCCGAGAACUCCGAGCUUCCGGGGCGUGUCGGACUGGCGCACUGGAAGGAACGCAAGAUGCACAUCGGGUGGGCGGGACUGAUCCUCUGCAUGAUGUGGGAGACUGCGCAGGGCUCGAGCUCACGGUGGUCGGGGUAUCUGGAUUCACUGCCAUCGACCUUCGACACACCGAUGUUCUGGAACGACGAAGAUCUGCGGGAACUGCAAGGGACCACUGUGGUAGCGAAGCUAGGGAGGGAUGACGCAGAGCGCGACUUCACCGAGAAGUUGCUGCCUCUCGUCCAGAGCCGACCGGACAUCUUCCCGGUGGACACAAUAUACACGUACUACACCUUGGAAAUCUACCACAUCAUGGGCAGCCGCAUCCUCUCUCGAAGCUUCGAUGUAGAGAACGACGAGCCGGACGAAGAUGGGGAUGCAGACGACACAGAAGAGGAACACGUGGCCGCUAACACUAGCGUUGGGAGUGCCAUGGAUGUUGAUGGUCCUGCGGAAGCAGAACCUGCUGCAGACACAAACGAACCUGAAGACGACCUGGAGAACAUUGAGGAGGAGGAGGAGCCUGCGAAUGUCGCGAUGGUUCCAAUGGCGGACAUGCUGAAUGCCCAAUUCGGUUCUGAGAAUGCCAAGUUGUUCUACGAAAAGGAAGAGCUGCGAAUGGUUUCGACGAAACCUAUCAAAGCCGGUGAUCAGAUUUGGAACACGUACGGAGACCUUCCCAAUUCCGAACUGCUCCGACGAUACGGCCAUGUCGAUAUGCUCCCACUCCCCAACGGGGACGUUGGGAACCCCGGGGACGUCGUGGAGAUACCCGCGGACAUUGCUGUGCAGGUCCUGGGCCUGGACGCGGGGACAACAAAGGAGCGGAUAGACUGGUGGCUGGAGCAAGGCGGGGACGAUGUACUUGUCCUGGAAUCAGAUCUCGAGAUCCCGCUGGCUCUCGUUGCGCUGAUCCGCCUGCUACGGCUCACCCCGGGUGAAUGGGAGCAGGCCGUUGAAAAGGACAAAGUCCCAAAACCCAAGAUCGAUGGCGAAGUCCUCCCGAUCGUCAAAACAGUCUUCGAGUCCAGGCUAUCGCAAUACCCUACUACUCUCGAGGCUGAUAUCGCAAUGCUUGAGAACCCAAGCAUCGCUGUUAACAAAAAGUACGCCUUGGUGGUCCGCGUCGGAGAGAAAAAGAUACUGCGGGAAGUGAUCGCAAAACUGGGCGCCCUCGUCGAGGCGGAGUCGGCUUCCCAGACUAAAAAGCGGAAGGUGCGACCUGACGAUGAUUCUGAGAGGAAGAGCAAGAGUCGCAGGCGGUAGAUUAGAUGUUGUUUGUAUCGUAUCUAGUCUCAUCUUAUCCGCUUGGGUGUUGGUAUUCUUGCCCCGUAGCGUUACGAUGAUCA